CAACGCUUCCGACACCAACCGCCGACAACACUCAGAAUUCCGGCUCGCCCCAGCCGAUACGGGCUCAACGAUUACGUUCUCCAGACGCCGCGUUGGACUCUGACAUCGCUGGUGCAGGGCGCCACCUGGCUACGUCAAUGGCGCCCACUGCCGUCGGCGCCCCGCCUGCGACACCCGGGCCGACCAAAUUCAAACGCCCCAUUCCCCCGGGAAUUCAGACCACCGGGGUCACCCCAUCGCGAUCGUCGCCGUCGCCUUCCAUGUCCGCGAAGCGCGCUCCGUCUUCGGCCGUGCGCCAGCCGUCAAACCCCCCCUCGGCGAACAACGCGACAACUCCAGGAUCAGCCCGUCCUGCCAACCGGGCACGUCGGGACGUCCCUGGACAGGCAUUGGUGAGGGCCCAAAGAAGUGCCGGGCUCAGAUCGGCCAGCAUUGCCCCAGACUUCGCGGCAUCACCUACAACAGACCCGCCACCUUAUGUGGUUACAGAUGAAUAUGUCCUCAAAAAGUUUGCCGGUAACCGCCCAUCACUCGUCAUCCACCUCCACCAGAGCCACUUCCGCUUCGACCAGCAGGAGGGGAUGUUCCAGUACAAGUCACCGAUGCGACUACUCUUGGAACAUCUGAGGACACGAACAGUUCCCCAUGAAAUGCUAGAAUAUCUCACCCAGUGGGGGGUGCCUUUCUACGACGGAUGUCUUAUUGUGCAGGUCCAUGACCAUAGAACGGUCAACCAGGCCAAGGACGCUGCGAGGCCGACGUCAGCCUCGAGCACAACCGUCCCGUUUUCCAUCCAUAAUUAUAACCAGUACAUCACCCCGUCGCCGUAUGUACCCUACCCGAAGGAGAACCUCCAGGCGAAUGGCGUGUCUGGCGCUGUCCCGGAGAAGACAGCCGCCGAAGUAGACAAGGAGAACAUGCCGGCCCCGAGCGCGUCUGCAGACGGACAGAAGAGCAAAGGCACCCCUAAGCCAAAGAUCUGUACCAUCGUUCUCCACCCUACAGAGCAAAGUCUGCACUCGGAUCUCGCCAUCAAGGCCACCACAUCUCGCGGGACAUCGGAUGCGCGCACAGACGGGGCGGCUCCCCCACCAACGCCUCAUUCUGCCGUGCCACCAACACCGACGGCUGCGAAUAUGCCGCCACCUGCUAAGAAGCAGAAGCGGGAGCGUAUGGAGCUUGAUAUUAACAACAUAUACGACGCCGAAGCGCAAAUUCGACUGGCAACCACGGCGCCGCUAGACCUGGAGCCAACCAAGAAUGCCGAGGAGACGAUUGCCAAACUCGAGAAGCUGGCACACCCAGAGCAUUCUCAGAAACCGCCCCAGCCCAAGACGCGGAAGAGAACAGUCGCUGAAAUGGCCGCUGACGAGGCGCUAGCAGCCGGUCAGGAGCGCUUUAUGCUUACCCUGGAUGAGCGUCUUCACUCCAAGGUUGUCAGCGCGCAGGCCGGCGGUAACGGUACGGAUGGCGACGGCCAGGCUGGAACGGCAGCUUGGGAGCCCAGGUUCGAACGUUUCAAGACGAUAUUUGAGAUUAAGCAGCAGUGGGCCGAGCGGAGGGAACAAGAGAAGAUCAAGCAGGCCGAGGCCGAGCGGAAGCUCUUGGUCCAGAAGCAGCAGCAGCAACAGCUGCAGCAACAGCUGCAGCAACAGGAGGCUGCCAUGCUUCAAGCAAGACAGGCGGAGGCGGAGCGCCAGAGAAAGGAACAGAUGUUUCGCGAACGGCAGGAAGCACAGAGACGGGUGCAAGCCACCCAGGCAGCUCAAGCCCAGGCCCAGGCCCAGGCACAAGCUUUGCAAGCUCAGGCGCAAGCUCAGGCCCAUGCAGCUCAAGCCGCCCAAGCCCAGGCUCAAGCCCAGGCCCAGGCGCAGCACACCGCCAACGCCGCAAACAUGGGCACUCCUCAGCCGCACCAGCUGCAUCACAGUCCCUUGCCGGCAGGAAUGGCGGUCGGCGUACCGGUCAGCAUGGCCCAGGCGCAAGCACGGUUCGCCCAGGCCUCACAACCGCAGGUGUCGUCGCCAAUCGUCGGGCAGAACACGCCACAGGCGAUGUCAUCUCCCAUGGGCAUGACAGCAGCGGCCAUGCAGCACUCCAACUCGAACAUGGGGCAAGCAGGAAGCCCCCACCAAAGACCGCCCUCUGUUGUGCAAAAUCAUCCUAUGGCUGCGCCCAUGGCGCCCACCAUGUCUGCGCGGGGGAGUCAGCAAAGCCACGCAGGUGGCACGCCGAGAAUGCACACGGCUACUCCGAACAUGGCGCACGCCACGCCUAUCUCCCGGCCCGGUAUUGUGCCGACGCCGCGGAUGUCGCAAGCGAGCCCGUCGCCGGCCAUGAUGGCGACUCCGCAGCAGAUGGGGCAAGCCAUGCUUUUAAACGCAGGCCAGAUGCCGAAUGUCGGGUUCACGGCGGCACAAAUCGCCCAGCAGCAGCGCUUCCUGCAGCAGCAACAACAACAACAGAUGUUGCAAAUGCACCAGAACGGCAUGCCCAACGGGGUGCCUGCGAACAUGGUACAGUAUGGGAUGGCGCCGCAACAGCGGAUGAUGCAGCAACCGCAGCUCCUGAUGCAGCCGCAGCAGCAACGGGGAGGGCAGAUGAUGGGCCAGCCCAACGCGGCUCAAUUGGCCCAACAGUACACGCAACAUCUUCUCAUGAUGCAGCAGGACGGUCGGCUGAACAACCAAAUGGCAGCCCAGGCCGCACAACGGCAGUUCCUCGCUGCCCAGGCCCAAGCCCAGCAGCGGCAAAAUAUGAUGGCCAUGAACGGCAUGACGCCAGCACAGCAGUUGGCUAUCAUGCAGCAGAUUCAACAGGCCCAGGCCCAGCAGCAGCAACAACAGCAGCAGCAACAACAACAACAGCAGCAGCAAGCUGCUGCUGCCGCUCAGCACCAGCAGCGGCAACAGCAUCAUCAACAGCAGCUGCAACAACAGGCACAGGCCCAACAGGUUCAGGCCCAACAAGCUCAGCAACAGCAGCAAGCUCGGCGCCCGCAACUUCAACCCACCCAGGCGCAACUGGCUGCCUUGAACCACCCAGACAUUAUGGGGAAAAUCCGGACCCAAACGGCAGCCCUGGUGGCGAAGAACCUUCCCCAGUUUACUGCGCAGUUCCCACCGGGCAGUAUCCCGGAAGACGCCCUUGCAAACUUCAAGCGUCAGUGCCAGAUGCAGGCCCGCACCAACAUACUCCUUGCCAUGCAGCAAGGACGGCUUCCGAAUCCCAUCCCCGACCCACAGGCGCAAGCGCAAGCGCAGGCCCAUGCGCAAGCACAGGCGCAGAUGCUGGCCCAGCACCAGGCCCAGCAGGCGCAGGCGCAGAGCCAGAAUCAGGCGGCUGCGAUGCAGCAGCAGAUGAACGGCGGCGGCGGGAUGAUGCAGGGGCUGUAGGGGCGUCCGUUUGCGUUUUCGUCGAUGCCCCAUGCAACUGCGAAGCUAGCUGGGACGUGGGGGCUGAUACUAGAGAGCUUGCUGAGGGUCAGCUACUAUUUCGAGCUUGCUACUUUUCUGCUGCUUGCUGCUUGCUGCUUUCUUGCUUACUGCUGGGGAGGGUGUGGGCAGGA
This is a messenger RNA of Chaetomium strumarium, 3568 nucleotides long. Its product is annotated as Spt20 family-domain-containing protein. Gene Ontology annotation, biological process: regulation of transcription by RNA polymerase II. The coding region runs from base 138 to 3395 and encodes 1085 amino acids. The transcript has 2 exons. The record is from RefSeq and is a predicted model, not a curated record. Lineage: Eukaryota; Fungi; Ascomycota; Sordariomycetes; Sordariales; Chaetomiaceae. Gene Ontology annotation, molecular function: transcription coregulator activity. Gene Ontology annotation, cellular component: SAGA complex.